AUGUUUCUUGAGGAGCAUGAUCCGACGAUUGAGGACUCAUACAUUCAAAACGACGAAAUAGAUGACGAAUGGUGUAUUUUAGAUGUAUUGGAUACUGCUGGUCAAGAGGAAUUCAGUGCCAUGCGAGAGCAGUAUAUGCGGAAAGGUCAAGGAUUUAUUAUUGUGUAUUCAGUUACGGAUCCUCAAAGUUUUCAUGAAGUUCGACGGUUUUAUACACAAAUUUUACGAUGUAAAGACUGCGACUCCUACCCUAUGAUACUGGCUGCCAAUAAAAUCGACUUGGUUCAGCAACGGAAAGUUUCAGAAGAAGAAGGACAACGUCUAGCAGAUGACCUGAAGGUCCCUUAUAUCGAAACUAGCGCAAAAGAUCCCCCGGUCAAUGUAGACAAAAUGUUUCACGACAUGGUACGAAUUAUUAGACGACAACCACCUCCGCCUCCAUUAACAUCAUCAAAAAGUGACCGUAAAAAAGUCCGUUGCCUGUUAUUAUAACACAUUGAUAAAAUUGUACUAACAGUUUUUUUAUAUUGGCAUAUGAAGUGAAUGGUUUUCACACAUUUGUGUAUUUUCCUCCUUGUGGAUAUACCUUUACCUUUUUAACAAUGUAUCAGUGAUGUGUAAGCUUAACUUCCUAUUUCUGUCCUACCUUUUUUUCACCUUUAUUAGUUUUUACUAUGCUUUUCUGUGUGUGUGUGUGUGUAGAUAUAUAUGUGCGUGGAUGAGGAAGGACUGCAAUUGUUCAGCUGUUAUAUCCUAUCAGUGUAACGUGUGAGAUUGAGUGCCCUUCUCUCAGUUUUAUUAUUUUCUCUUCACACUAUGCCCUUCAUUUUCAACUGCUUUUAGCAUCUAUCUAUUCUGUCUGUAUGUGCACUCAAUCAGUGCUGUAUUGUGUUGAAAUUGCGCCACUUUCGCUAGUUGUUGGUUCUGUUUCUCUCCUUCCCUUUUCCGUCCGCCAUAUAUAUAUAUAUAUAUAUGCAUAUAUAAGUACACAGUUAACACACACAUUUUUGUACAGCAUUCGUUUGUGAUUUAUAAUUUUAUAAAUAAGUGAAUAAUGGAUAAGUGAAAAUUAUCUCAAGAACUGUUAUGUAAUUAUGUUGUACGAAUAUUUUUUGAAUAUUCUUUUUCACCAAUUUAUAAAGCUAAUCUUUCAUAUAUAUAUAUAUAUAUAUAUAUAUAUAUAUAUAUAUAUAU
Messenger RNA from Trichobilharzia szidati, 1194 nucleotides. Lineage: Eukaryota; Metazoa; Platyhelminthes; Trematoda; Strigeidida; Schistosomatidae. The record is from the annotation of a GenBank genome assembly.